CGCCUCCGCCGCUGCCGCCGAUCCGUUUGUGGAUUCAAACGGUCGCCGCCUCCAUGUUGGACGGAGCGCAGGGAAAUAGUCUCCGUUUCGGUGAAAGGUCUAUCGAAGACCCGGGAUUAAGCAGCCCUCCGCCGUGACUGAGACAUUAACUCGGCAAGCCGACAUAUACAGACGGAGGCAGCUAUUUUUUUAAAAACCAUUUUUUUUCUCCAUACACUAAGCUAUUCCCCGAUGCGGAAUCGAGCCCUCGCUUUAUAUAGACGCGAAACUUCUUUAUUUUCUUUUUGUCCUUCUAAAUGUGGUUUUUGACGUUCGCGUGUGUAUAAAGGAGCCCGGUGAUUGGGGGGGCCGGGGCUGUUUCGUGGUCGGUCACCGUUAGCUAGCUGGACUUGUGAAGACGGCUAGCUAGUUACUGUAAAAUCAAAGCGGCUACGCCAGUUUGGAAAAGGGGGGUAAACAUCCAGUUUCCAUGGACAACACGUCCAUAAUAACCCAGGUUUCCAACCCCAAGGAGGAGGAGAUAAUUUCUUCAAGUCAAGAAAAAGUAUCGCAGUCCAGUAGUAGCUUAAAGAAACAAAGGAGUAGAAGCAUCUUCAGCACAUUUUUCUGCUGCUUCCGGAGCUACAAUGUGGACCCUCCCUCCAACAACAAUGGCAGCUCCCUACCGCCACCUGUGGAAGAGAAUGGGACGCUCCCCAAGUGUGAUUCGGUCCAGGUCAUUCCCAUCCCCACUGAUGCAAGGGCUUUGCUCAGCAGGUGGAAAAAUGUGUCCAUUGGCGCUAGGAGCUCUGAAAUAUUACAUUUUGAGCCCCCAGCCAAAUACCUCCUACCUGAGAUGAACAUAUCGGACUACGGCAAGAAGUGUGUGGUGAUCGACUUGGAUGAAACCUUAGUGCACAGCUCGUUCAAGCCGAUAAGCAAUGCUGAUUUCAUCGUGCCUGUGGAGAUAGACGGUACAGUUCAUCAGGUCUAUGUACUGAAAAGGCCACAUGUGGAUGAGUUCCUGCAGAAGAUGGGGGAGCUGUUCGAAUGUGUCCUUUUUACAGCUAGCCUAGCCAAGUAUGCGGACCCCGUAGCGGACCUCCUGGAUCAGUGGGGGGUGUUUCGAGCCCGGCUGUUCCGAGAGUCCUGCGUAUUCCACCGAGGGAACUACGUGAAAGACCUGAGCCGAUUAGGGAGGGAGCUCAAAAACGUGAUCAUAGUGGACAACUCGCCCGCGUCGUACAUCUUCCACCCAGAAAAUGCAGUCCCGGUACAAUCAUGGUUUGACGACAUGACGGACACAGAGCUGCUGGACCUGCUCCCGUUCUUCGAGGGCCUUAGCAGAGAGGAGGACGUUUACAGCGUGCUCCAGAACCUGAGGGGCAGGUAGCCCGGUCUCCAGGGACCCCACCCGUUCUUGCCCCCCACCCCCCCCCCCAGCAUGGCUCAGGUCCUAUCCUGCAGCUGCCUGAAGUGGGCGCCGCAGAAUCUCACCACGGAGAACUCUCCCCCCCCCCCCCCCUGCCCCCCAGCUCUCCUGUUCUGACGGCACCCUGAGUGGACAGAAUGUUUGCAGUGCACUCGGUAUUUAGGGAUCCGGACUCUGGAACCUUCCAUUGGGCAGAACCAACGUGUACACCCACAGACAUGCAUUACAUAUAUAUUUCUAAGGAGGGAAAUCAGAAAACGUUCUGAAAAGGACUUACUUUUUUAACCAAGGGACAGUUUUACUAUCCUGUUUAAGUUCUUUAUAUGUACCAAAAACAAGCUUUUUAAGGAACGUGUUAGAAAGCUAUGCGGUUUUUGGCCACUCCAUCUAUGCUAUGCAGGAUGUCUUCUCUUGAUCUCCAGUAGUUUAAAUAACUGUGAUUUUUCUUUUCUUACUGAAUGAAGUGCCUUUUUUGAAUGUUGUUUUUACGGGGAAAACAUACAUUUUGUACACGGCAUAUUUCCAGAGAACUUAAAUCUUUUAAUGAAUAUAUGCUUUAAAAAUGAAAGUGGAUAUGAAUCUUUAUAUUAAGCACUGUUAUUUAUGCUAAAGAUUUUUUAAUACCAUUCGACGCUGGGUACAUGUCUCCAUAAUAUUCUGAUCGGUGUUUCUUUCAGUUGCCUGUAACGUUUUCUUUUUGCCAUUUAUAUAGAGGUGUUUUUUUGUUUUGUUCCUUUCUUUCUGAUGCAUAGAAAUGUGCUCGUGUCACCGUAGCUUUCACUGAGCAGGGUGGUGCAUUUGCAUUUGCGAUGCUGUUAGUUUUAGUCUUGGUCGUAGCUCCGACAGGGGCGGCCCCUCGUGUAAUAGGGCUGGGGGGCAGUUUUAAUGCCCGCGGGUAACUAAGUGCCAAUGGUUGUUCCUGAAUGAUGCCAAACACUUUAACUCUGUGUGUUCGUGCCAGAUGUGUGUGAAGUGUUCCAUCCAGCCCCCACCAACCCCUCCCGCCCCUGCCCCCGUUUACCCUGAUAUUAAAGUUGGGAAUUCAGUGGAGUGCAGCACA
Brienomyrus brachyistius is the source of this 2471-nucleotide messenger RNA. RefSeq names its product CTD small phosphatase-like protein. Gene Ontology annotation, molecular function: RNA polymerase II CTD heptapeptide repeat phosphatase activity. The transcript has 9 exons. Lineage: Eukaryota; Metazoa; Chordata; Actinopteri; Osteoglossiformes; Mormyridae. Bases 470 to 1372 code for a protein of 300 amino acids. The record is from RefSeq and is a predicted model, not a curated record.